This is a messenger RNA of Coregonus clupeaformis (lake whitefish), 3266 nucleotides long. Its product is annotated as A-kinase anchor protein 7-like. The coding region runs from base 1166 to 2377 and encodes 403 amino acids. The record is from RefSeq and is a predicted model, not a curated record. Lineage: Eukaryota; Metazoa; Chordata; Actinopteri; Salmoniformes; Salmonidae. The transcript is spliced from 10 exons. Gene Ontology annotation, cellular component: cytosol. Gene Ontology annotation, molecular function: protein kinase A regulatory subunit binding.
UAUACAAUAUUGUAAUCACCUCACCCCAUUAUCUUUUAGCUAUUGUACCAGUUAACAGAAACAUUGCGUUUCAGUUUCAGUAACAAAGCACAGUGAAGGUUAUCCCUUGAUCAUGACUCUCAGUUCCAUUACAUUACACAGAGUCAUUGGAUGAAGGCGUCUUUUGUACGGCUUUUUUGUUAAGAUCCCUGCUGCUCGGUCUAAACAUUAACACGCAUCUCUUGCGGUACGGUUUUGGAAGCAUAAGGUCCUAAUCUUUCAUAUCAGAGAGAAAUCUAUUACAAAAAACAAAACGUUAAAUUGAUACACAACUUUCUAGGGUUAGUGUUCCCACAAGGUCACAUCUCCAUGUUACAUCACGUGUUUACAGAAGACAGCUGCAUGAACUAUUAUCACCUAUCUAGCAUGCUCCGAACACAUGUAUUGUUUGUAAUGGACGAAGGCUGCCAGAAUUUAUAGAACCGUAUCGCAAUUGAGAAUCGAAUCACGUUUAGAUUGAGUAUUAAAGUACUUGGACCUUAAUAAGCAGUAACGGUAAUAUUAGGCUCCCUACGAGUAUUGAGCUAAGUGAAGGUUCCUACUCAACAUCACUACAUCUGUAUUAGGACAUUUUUAUAUAUUCUGAAGAGUGAACAGCUAGCUAAUUUAAUACCCGUUUACAGACAAAUAAAUAGAAAAGGUGACACGUUGCCAUGAUUGUCCAAAACUGUAACAAUGAGCACGAGAAUGUCAUAAUAUACCUAGCAUACAUAUCAUGACCACUGUAACGUUUGUUUUUGUCAUAAGCGUAUGUAAUUUGAUCAUUUUGAGUAUCCGUAGUCCUGUGUUUACAUGUGUAGUGAGCCAUAUUCGCUUGCUAGCUAGGAGUAAGCAAACAUUUUGCAGGUUUGCGGCAAAAACCACCAUUUCACUUUAUGCGGAAAAUAAAUGGACAUUUAUUUUUAUUCUCUACAAAGCCAGCUAGCCUUUCUGUGUGCUAGCGACGUCACUAGCUAACUUGAAUUAUACUUAUUUCAACAGGCGGCAGGAGCUAGCUAGCUAAAGGUAGCUAGCUAGCGAGUACUAAAAGACUGAAUCCCAUGUCCAGGUCACACGUCAGGUAAACUUAUUUGGAGUGCAGCCGGUCACUGGGACUGAUUAUGCUGUCGAGCUCGAGACGAGCAGCAUGGAACUUGACAACGACCUCUUGCUGUCACCUGCACAUGAUCCAUCGACUGCUAUAGUUGCUGCUGAGGAGAGUCACUUGCAUUGCAAUGUGAAGGAACUCAUCGCCCCUGAAAAUGAAAUAGUGAAGAGGAUCAAGAAGAGACCCAAAAAGCCACAUGGAAGGAAACAGAAGUCCAAGUCAUCAGAAUGCUCUGACAAUCUUCUGUCAGAAUUUCCAUUCGCAAGUACAGCAAUAUGGAAGGACCUUGGCUUCACCAAGCCAGAGACCAAUUUGAAGAAGAAGCGAAAGAGAGGUGAGAGUGGUCGGGUAGAAAGUGAGGAGGAUACAGAGAAAAAGAAAAAGAAGACAACACAACGCCCAAACUACUUUGUUUCAAUACCCAUCACAAAUCACAAGAUCAGUGAAGGUGUGGGGGCAGUGCAGGCCCUGGUGAUGCAGAGGGACUCCAGACUCACAAGGGCUCUGGUGCCUGUGGGCAGUCUCCACAUCACGCUGCUGGUGACCCACUUGGCCAGUCAAGAGGAAGUCAACUUGGCGGUGUGUGCAGUGGCCCAGAUGAAGGCAGCGCUGCAGGACCUGCUGCGGGGGCGGGAGCUCAUCCUGCCCUUCCACGGCAUCGGACACUUCAGGAAUGAGGUGGCGUUUGUAGCGCUGGCCCAGGGAGAGCACCUCGCCACACUGGACCAGAUCGCAGGGCUUGUGAGGAAAAUGUUUGAGGAGAAAGGCCUCUCAUCUGGCAACAGCAAAGCCUUCAAGCCCCACCUUACCUUCAUGAAGCUGUCCAAAGCUCCUAAGCUACACAGUCAGGGUUUAAAGAAGCUGGACCCGGAGCUGUACUCUGACUACGUUCGAAACCACUUUGGAGACGAGAGGGUGUUCAGACUGGACCUCUGCUCAAUGUUGAAGAAAAAGACCCCAGAUGGAUACUACCACCGCGAGGCCUCUGUCACUUUUGAUCUUUUUCAGAGUGGGCCUCUGGCUGCUCGGACAAGUGUCAAGAGGGGUCCGGAGCCUGACGAUGAGGAGCUUGUGAGCCUGAGUAAGAGGCUGGUGGAAGACGCCGUGCUGCUGGCCGUGCAGCAGUUCAUGGACGAGACUCCGCACAACGGGGCCGCGUCAUCCGACCCGGCGCGGCCCUCAGACAACCUCAACACUAACGCUGUCAACACUACCAUCACCACCACCGACACCACUGCCAGCAGCAAGUGACCACAGCCAAUUCCCCCAGGCAGCACUGGAUCCUAACCAGUCAGGCAGGCAGUCACCCAGACAGCGAACCGGCCCAGUAGCCAAUGGGCAGUACUGUUACUGGAUCAAGCCCAGUUGAGGUGUUUUACUAGACAAGGAAGAAAGGUUUUGGGGACAAAACUCUUGAUUGAGUGUGGAAUCCAUAUGUUGUUUUUUGUGUACCUUAACAUCUGGUUGUCACCCGCUGCUCAAGGUAGCCUCCCUCCACACAAUCCCUCCUGUCAUGUCUAUCUGUCCAUCUGUCUAGUGUGGACCUUUGUUCAUUCUUGUUUUAUCAGUGCCCUGGGAGAAAGAAUUGGCCUUCUGAAGGAAAUUUCUGUUCUGAUUAAUGUGCUGCGUGGGGUGUGGGUCGUCCCAACGCUUAGAGUGGAGCUGACAUGACAUGACACGACACACACUACAGACUGAUCUUGGUAAGGUGAGGCUAUACCUCGGCCCUCCACGAGGUGCAGUCAGUACAAAGACAUUCAGUCUUUCUACAAAGCUAAAACAAAACAUCACUACAAAAUGAACUGCAACUCAAAAACCUGAGACCAGGGAAAAUGAGCUGGACUAUGCAGCUGGACAAUAUUCUGUGAACUAUGUUUACAUGAUCCUGUCUCAUCUGUGCUGUAUGUGGCUAAACCUUGAAGGAUAAAUGAAGAGUGGGUCCCAUGUGCUACCUGUGGUAAAAUAUGCUUUAAAAAAUGUAAUUACAAAAAGGUUGACCUACCAGCGAUGAGGAUCAUGUUGGGUUUGUGUUUGUUUGUUUGUCCCCUGUAGGAGAGGCUGGUGAUGCAGCAGGCCUGGUUAGGAAGGCCCGGUGCACACAGAACCAGUCUCUAUCUCAGAAACUACAGGACAUAAAGGA